Molecule: messenger RNA, 555 nt
Organism: Papaver somniferum (opium poppy)
Lineage: Eukaryota; Viridiplantae; Streptophyta; Magnoliopsida; Ranunculales; Papaveraceae
Product: NDR1/HIN1-like protein 13
Exons: 1
Coding region: 1-555 (184 amino acids)
Cellular component (GO): plasma membrane
Source: RefSeq, a predicted model, not a curated record
AUGGAUUAUACAAUCGAAAGUAUCUCCAUCAAAGGCAUCAAUCUCACAUUUGCAGAUAAUUUAUUGCUCUCACCGGAAUUUGACAUCAACAUUAGUUAUGCAAACCCAAACAAGAACAUGGGUUUCUAUUACUAUGAGAUAGAUAGUCAUAUUAGCAUUUCUUACUCUACCGCCGUUCUAUGUUCAUCUGGUAAUGUACUGCCAACUUUUUACCAACCCAAAAACAAUGUAACAGUGUUAGAGACGGUUUCAAGAUGUUCGGGUGUAAAGGUAACACCAACAAUUCGAGACUCUUUAUUGCGUGAUCAGAGGAAGUCGAAGAUCCGAUUAAGUAUUGAUAUGAGUAUUCCUAUUAGAUCUGACACCGAAGCUGUUGAAACUACUGCAAGCUCAAUUCUUAAGGUUUAUUGUGACGUCAAAGUCGAUAAAUUAGCAUUGGAUUCCAAAAUCGUUUCAGAGAAAUGUAUUCUUAUUAACAAACCUUGGGCAAGUACUAACUACCAGAACAAAGGUCUCGAAGUUUCUGAUAAUAAGCUCGCUAGAGCUAGCUAUUAA